UACACCGCAAUACACCAUAUCAUCUAUUUUUCAUUACUUAUUUAGAUAUGUGCUACAUAAAUGAUAUAUGCUGAAUAUUUUGGGAAGUACUGUAUUUCGAUAAUGUAUGGUCCACUUUGUACAGUAGUCACCGCGCGCUCUUUUUCCGUGAGCGCGCUCUCUUCUAUAGAUCAUUGUCAGGGGUCAACCAGGAGUCAAUACGCAAAAGCAUGGGCGGAGCACAAAUCAACGAAGCAGCACCACCAAAACAAAAAACAAUCCUGCCUCUGUCGAUGGACUCUCAGGCGUUAUUGGGAUUAAAAAGUAGAGAUGCCCAAUAAUAACACGACUUCAAGGUAGAAGCGCAUUCAGGCAUUCAAACAAAGUCCAUGAAAAAACAGAAGACAACUUCAAGACAACCGUCUCUAACUGGAAACGUCAAAGACACUUAUGAGACAUCAUGGACCAAGACUCAGAGCGUGCUCGGUUUGUGGAUGCCCACUGGAAAACACUUGUUCAGAAAGUAAUUAUGGUGAUGCCGAUAGCAGACGAACUGCUGUCAGACAACAUGCUCGAGUGGCAGCCGUACUGUAAGAUCAGAGCCGCAGUUACUAACCAGGAGAAAAUGAGAGAGCUUUAUGAAGUACUGCACUCUGGAGGAGACCAGGUUAAAUCUGCCUCUUAUUCUUGUCUGGAAAAGCAUGAGCCUUAUCUAUUUGGAGACCUUGGUUGCAUCAAACUGACGACAGAAAGUCUUGGAGAAUGCUUAAACAAAUACAAGACGUGGAUCCAGAAGGAAUAUGAAUAUGUGACCGAGUAUAACUCUCUGCCUGGUGAAUAUGUGCUGUUGUCUGAACUCUUCACUCAACCUCUGAUCAUCAUGAGACACAGAGAGAGACGAGAGCGAGAAGAAGAGAUGUGCUCUGUCGGAGAGAGUUUCCAGCAGCUCCUAGUCUCCAGAAAUAAUGCAGACAAGGACAGCUCCAUCCUGGAUGCACUCUUCAGUGCGGAUCGUAAAGGAAUAAGUCCAAAUUCGGUCAUUCUUCAAGGAAACUCUGGGAACGGCAAAUCCUUCACUGCUCAAAAGAUCAUGCUAGAUUGGGCGUCUGGAACACUUUGCAAAGUGGAAUUUGGAUGUCUGUUUCACUUAAAAUGCAAAGAAGUGAAUCGCAUAUCUGGAGAGCAGAGUUUGGCGGAGCUUUUGAGCUACAACUCCAAUUUAACAUCAAAGCAGAUCUCGCAGAUCCUGCAGAAGUCACCUGAGAAGGUUCUCAUCCUCAUUGAUGGUUUUGAUGAGCUCAGGUUUUCCUGUAGUGAUGUUUCAGAUCAUCCAAAACUCAAGCAUCUCUCUGAAAAAGCUCCACAUGAGGCUUCUCUGAAGGCCCUGUUGAUGGGUCACAUCUUGUCCGAGUCCUUCCUGCUGGUCACAACUAGAUCUACAGCUACAAAAACCCUGGACAGUUUGCUCAAGCACCCUCAGCGUUUCACAGAAAUCAUGGGUUUCUCUGAGAGGGAGGUGGAGGAAUAUUUCCAGAAGUUCUUCCAGAAUGAGCAACUCUUCUUGAAGGCUUAUGAAUAUGUAAGAUCAAAUGAAACUCUGAUCACCGCCUGCUCCAUCCCUGUCAUCUGCUGGAUCAUCUGCACAGUCCUGCGAGAGCGCUUCAGUGAGGGUUCAGAUUUAACAAGUGGACUGGAAACCACCACCUCCAUCUAUGUUGACUUUGUGUGCACUUUACUGGAGCAUCACAGCCAGGGUUUGGGUCAGCCAGUGCUAACUCUCCUGAGGAGUCUGGGUCAGCUGGCAGAGAGAGGGAUGCUGGAAACACAAGUGCUGUUUGAAGAGAAAAGCGUGAAUGAAAUGGUUUCAGACAGUCCUUUCUUGUGCAAGUUCCUCUUCAAGAGAAGGAUUCGCAAGGAAACAAUGUUCAGCUUCAUGCAUCUCAGCUUUCAGGAGUUCUUCACCGGUCUUUACUACAUCUUACUAGAUGAAAAAGAGUUUCUAGACAAGCUAACAGAGCGAUUUCACUCUCAAACACAAAGCUAUCUUUCCUUAUAUUUGGAUAAGGACUUUCCAUUAAAGCAUGGAUGUCCCGAACCUCAUUUCCUGCCUGUGGUUCAGUUUCUCUGUGGUCUCUCUAAUAGUGAAGUGAGCCGCUCGCUCCAGGAGAUGUUCAAUCUGUCUGUCCCUUCCUUUGUUCAACCACAGCUGAGAGAAUGGAUCCUUGAUAUGAGUAAAAGCAGUGUGUACAGUUAUUUGCCCUUCAUCCUCCACUGUCUCUAUGAGCUCCACGAGAAGGAGUUUGUGCAGAAAGCUAUGGAAGCUUGGCUAGAGUUGGACAUGUCCUGGGAUCCUCUGAGCAGGACAGACUGCUGGGCUUUGCUGUACUGUCUGGACUGCUGUCCUCACGUCAGAAGCCUAAAGCUCAACUUUGCAGCCACAGAACUGAAGAUGCUGCGGGAUGUGCUGUGCAGGACCCCAAAACUAGGGUUGACUGUACAAAAUGUUUCAGACACCAAUGUCACCGACCUCCUCUCAGCUCUUGGAGAAGGAAAGCAUCUGGAAGAACUAAACCUAAACAGCAGCUAUCUAUCAGAUCAAAGUGUGCAGCAGGUUCUCAACGCUCUGCACAAACAGAAGAGAGUGGGUGGACUUCAGAUUUCAGUAAAGAGCAUCACAGCUGAUACUGCGCUCAUCCUCUCAGACGUCCUGCAGAGCAAAGCAGAAUGGGAGGAGAUCAGUUUAAGGACCAAUGACGUGGAGAGUCUCUGCUCGUCUCUCCGGCUCUUCAGCUUUGAGGGAAAACUUGUGGUGAAUGUGGUGAGGUUGUGUUUAAACCUUCAGAAUCAGCCAUCGCUGUCAGAAAUCAUCCUUGAAUGUCCACGUUCAGAGGCAUCUAACAUUCAUAUCAAGAGCCUCACAGAGUCGUUCCACAGUGUUAACUGUAUAACUGAAGAAAGUGCAGAUUUUGACAGGAAUCUCCAUGCUCUGCUGUCUUUUUUGACAUCAGUAUCUGGAUUGAGUGCGUUAAAUCUGGCCGUUCCUUUCUUGACGAAGACCUGGGCUUCCAGAAUCCUCUUCCUCGUCGAGUCUACGCCGACACUGGCAGUGAUCAAUUUUCAUGCAGGCUCAUGGGGCUCAGAUGGUGCGAAAUGGCUCCCUGGUCUAUUAUUGGAGGAGGGAAUCAAGUUGCUGAAGGAAUCUGCAAAACGUCCAGAGUGCAUUGUGACCAUUAGAGGUUUCAGAUGCAGUAAAUCCUCUGAGCGCUGCUCUCAACACACAGAGCACAUCGACCAGCUCAGCUGCAACCAGAGAGUCACCAUUCAGUUUUGUGUAGACCAAUGUACAGAGGACAUAAAAUUGAAACUGGUACUGCCUGAUGAAAACUGAAGCUGUUGAAGCGGUCUGUUUAUGAUUUUGGCGGCUGGAGAAAUAACUCAGGCUGUGUCUUCAGAGUACCAUCCUCCUCGAGGUGCCUUAAAGAGAUAGUUCACCCACACUGUAAAUAAUGCAGGGUUCCACUCCAUUCAUUCAGGUUGUCCCAACACAAAUUGUACACAGUUAACUAACCAAAUUUAAAUGGAUUGAACAAAACAAUUAAGUUGUAGUAAAAAAUAGUCAAGAGUUGUGUUUCAGCUCAGUCUGAACAGCAGCAAAAUCAUUUUUUUUGAGUGCAAAAAUGAAACUUUUCUAACUACUAACUCACCUUUCUUUAUUCUGGUAAACACAAAGGAAGAUAUUUUGAACUAAGCUGAAAACCUAAAACCUUUGACUUCCAUAGUAGGACAAACAAUGGAUGUCAGUGAUUACAGGUUUCCAACAUUCUUCAAAAUAACCUCUUUUGUUAAACAGAAGAAAGAAAAUAAAUCAUGGUUAAAUUUUCUAUUUUGAGCGAACUAUCUCUUUAACGACCUUACUAUAAUAACUAUUUGUGAAAUUAGAAAGCACAUAAUGAAUCCCUGGAGGAAAAACAAAGAGCAGUAGAAUGAAAUGAGCAGCCGUUUACUGUGAGCAAACACUGUGAUGUCAUUUAGAUGAAAAUGUAAAUAUGUGCUUUCCUCUUAAUGACAAAAUGAGCUAACAGAAGUGACAGUGGUGAGAAAACAUCACUCAAUGUCAGUGCUGGAUAUAAUUAGUUACAAAGAACUAGCUACUGUAAUUAAAUGACUUUUCCACAUAAAAAGUUAAGUAUGCAAUUACUUUUAAGUAAUCUAAAGGUUACUUAUAGACUACCUGACAAAAGUCUUGCCGUCGAUCCCAGUUGUAAAAACAACAAAUAUUAACAACAAAUAAUCACUUCUAGUUGAUCAUUUGGAAAAAUGGUAGAAGGUAGAUGUUUCUGUUCAUCUGUUGAACUGCAUCCCAAUUAUCCCAAAUACUGGAGAAGACCUAUUGGAACCCACAUGUGCCCAAGCUUCCUAUAGAAAUCAGUCAAGUUUGGAGAAGGAAAAAUCAUGAUUUGGGGUUACAUUCAGUAUGUGGGCGUGCGAGAGAUCUGCAGAGUGGAUGGCAACAUCGACAGCCUGAGGUAUCAAGACUUUUGUGCUGCCCAUUACAAACCACAGGAGAGGGCAAAGUCUUCAGCAGGAUUGCACUCCUUCUCAUACUUCAACCUCCCCAUCAAAGUUCCUGAAAGCAAAGAAGGUCAAGGUACUCCAGGAUUAUUGAGCAUGUCUGGGGUAAGAUGAAUCCAAAUAAUCUUGAUGAACUCUUUUUUGCCAUUCCAGAAGUUAUUUGAGUCACAAUACUAAUUCUUUUUCCACUGCACCAUGACUUUAUAUUCUAUACUGUACAUUAUUUCUGUUAAGUGACAACUUUUGUCCUAGCAAAGCCAGACCUUACUGUCCUAAUGAAAUAAUCAAGGCAUGAUCAAUUUUUUGGUAAAAAGCGUAAUCUAGAGGCAUUUGCCUUUCAUAUAAGCCACCUCUAAUACCAAAUGAUCAACUAGAGGUCAAGUUAUUAUUGGUUGUUCCUAAAACUUGGAUAGGCAACAAGACUCUUGUCAGGUAGUAUAGGUUAUCUUAUAGCUUAGGUUACUUUUAAUCAAUUCAUAAAAGCGAAUCAAUUGAGAAAAGCAAAUCUUUUUUGUUAUACAAGCAUAUUUUGCAGGAUAAUUCUAUUUUUUAACUAAAGUUGUAUCAUUUAUCAUGUUGAUGAAUUAAAACGAUGAACUGAGUAAA
This is a messenger RNA of Danio aesculapii, 5157 nucleotides long. Its product is annotated as NACHT, LRR and PYD domains-containing protein 1 homolog. The record is from RefSeq and is a predicted model, not a curated record. NCBI's taxonomy places the organism in Eukaryota, Metazoa, Chordata, Actinopteri, Cypriniformes, Danionidae. The transcript is spliced from 13 exons. Gene Ontology annotation, cellular component: cytoplasm. Bases 440 to 3367 code for a protein of 975 amino acids. Gene Ontology annotation, biological process: inflammatory response; innate immune response; regulation of apoptotic process.